Messenger RNA from Malus domestica (apple), 781 nucleotides. RefSeq lists its product as uncharacterized. The record is from RefSeq and is a predicted model, not a curated record. NCBI's taxonomy places the organism in Eukaryota, Viridiplantae, Streptophyta, Magnoliopsida, Rosales, Rosaceae.
CUGCCGUCAUAGCUCCUGCAACUGCCCACACAACUUUCUCUCAUAUUCUCGCAUUCAUUUUCCUACCAGACAAACAGUCAGUUUCCCAACUUUCAGGCUCUCCAGGUCCAACCAUCCAAGUAUCCAGCUAGCGAAUACCCAUCUUCUCCACUGAUGAAGAAGCCGGGCUUUCUAGCGGCCUCAGUCGCCGCCGCUUCUGCCACUGCUCUCUCCGCCACUUCUUCCUCUUCAAGCUUUGUGUCUGAUUCAACCAUGCGGUUCUCUCACCAGGAGGCUGGCUCUAAGAGAAAUCAAGAAAAAUCAUCGGCUUCGACGGACAAAUUUGCACCCAAGUUCGAUGGGCUGAGAUUUAUUGAAACGCUGAUUACUGCUCACAGAUAAGAUUUGACGGUCUCUAUCUUCUAUCUAUUCUAAUCUAAAUAUUUUUGCCUCCCUUGAUUAUUAGAUCCAUCUUCCAUCUUGAGGAAACAUCUUCAAAAUUGGAUUUCGAUUCUUUUGGUCAUGAGAUGAAGUUAGUACUAAAAACUAGAAGUAAUCACAACUGUAGCGUUUUAUGUUAAUAAUUUAACGUCAUAUGAAAAUAAGUAUUAGUGGCAUGAUAUGCCAAGAUAGCAUUGUACCUGCCAAGCAGGUCAUCCUCCUAGAAAUAGAGGAAUUGUAAGGGUAUCAUUUCAGUGAUGCCUUUUUGUAUUCAUGUACUUAAUCUUAGCCUAAAGGCCGUAAAAUGUAUUAUUUUUGUAAUCGUGUGGAAAUUAAUGUAAUAUCUUUUACUUUGAUUUGA